CGGAGGAUGCAUGCACUUCCGGCCUCCAGCAGCCAAUGAGGGUGCAGCCACGGGUGUUCCCCUGUCCGGCGUCCGGGCUGCGGGUCGUGUCCGGGAGGACUUCGGGCGGGUCGACCCUGAGGACGUGAGUUACAGUUUGGAGGUGAGACUGCUGUGGCAGCCCAACUUGGAGAAACCCGUUGUCACCGUUGGAAUAGUCGCGGUACCUUGCAGAACCCCGGGGUCGCAGCCUCUCCUGUGUGAAAACCACAAGCAAAGUGUCAGAGUUUUCCACUCAGAUCAACAACUUCAAAUUCUUAGCAUGGACAAUUCAGAGAAGACAGAAGUGGUUCUCCUCGCCUGUGGUUCUUUUAAUCCUAUCACCAACAUGCACCUCCGGCUAUUUGAGCUGGCCAAGGACUACCUGAAUGGAACAGGAAAAUACAGAGUUAUCAAAGGCAUAAUCUCUCCUGUUGGUGAUGCAUAUAAGAAGAAAGGACUCAUCUCUGCCCACCACCGAGUUAUCAUGGCAGAACUCGCCACCAAGAAUUCAGAAUGGGUGGAAGUUGACACCUGGGAGAGUCUUCAGAAGGAGUGGGUAGAGACGGCGAAGGUGCUAAGACACCAUCAGGAGAAACUGGAGGCUGGGAGCUGUGAUCACCAGCAGGACGCACCUAUGCAGGCAAGGCCCGGACAGAAAAGGAAGUGGGCUGAACAAAGACAAGAUAUUAGCCCAAAGAAAUUGCUAGAGCCAAAACCAAAAGAUGUGCCCAAGAUAAAGCUGCUGUGUGGGGCAGAUUUAUUGGAGUCCUUUGCUGUUCCCAGUCUGUGGAAGAGUGAGGAUAUCACCCAAAUUGUGGGAGACUACGGGCUCAUAUGUAUUACUCGGGCUGGAAAUGAUGCUCAGAAGUUCAUCUACGAGUCAGACACGCUGUGGAAACACCGGAACAACAUCCACCUGGUGAAUGAAUGGGUCACCAACGACAUCUCAUCCACAAAGAUCCGGCGAGCCCUCAGAAGGGGCCAGAGCGUUCGCUACUUGGUACCAGACCUUGUCCGAGAAUAUAUCGAAAAGCAUGAUUUGUAUAGCUAUGAGAGUGAGGAGAAGAAUGCUGGAGUCAUCCUGGCUCCCUUGCAGAGGAAGCCUGCGGACACUCACUCAAAUUGUACAGCAUGAGGUUUUGGACUUCCAGCUUGGGAAUUUGAAACAGUCUGGCUGUUAGGAACUGGGAAGAGGAAUUGAGAUCUUGUGUCAUAAACGAAAGCUAUCUAAAAGUCUGGUAAAAGUCAAGAGUAGAUUCAGAUCAGGUUUCUCAUUUUGUUGGAAAUUGCUAAGAUGAAUGUGUCCAAUAUGGUCUUUUUUUUCCCUUCUUUUUUUUUUUAAGAACAUACAAAUCCUUGAAUCUUUAAAAUGGGAUUAACAGUACGAAAACCAGAAGACAUUCAAUUUAACUAAAAAGAUGUCAAAAAGGACAUUUUGGCGUUCCAUGAUCUCAGUCUAAGACUCUCGAGUUUCUGAAGAGCCCUGCUGUUUCUGUUCCAGCCCCCUGUGAAUCUGCCAUUUCUGAAUUAAGCAGAAAAAGGAUGUACUUUCUUACCCUUUUCCCCUUACCCUUUUCUAUGCACUUUAACCAAAGUAGAACUCCCAAAUAAUAACUGAGGUCAUUAUUACGUCACAAACGCAGUUACAAACACAGGCUUGUUAUAUAGUUGGGUGCUGAUUAAAGUUUCAUGGAGGUUUUACCAACUGGUAAAGCAACAAGACUAGAAAUAGCUUUUACAGAGUGUUACGAUUCAUGAAAUCCUCCUGUGAUAGAAACAGGACUAAAAUUUCUCAUGAAAGAAUAAUUUACCCUUUUGCAAUUUAUAGUCACACUUACAUCAUUCGAGAGGAAGGGUUUAUGACUCUGUGAAAGGAAGAAAUACUUAAAACUGUGCAGUUGUCCAGUCAAAUCUGAGUGCACAGUUGCGAAGGGACAACAUGAAAGCAGGCCAACGUACAUUCUGCCGCUACUGACUUCCUCUUACCGAAGCCAGCAGGCCAGCUUGACGGAGACCCGGGAGGCAUACAGAGCCUGCCACCAGUAGGCUUCGGUCUCUGCUGACAGAGGGACUUGGAUCGUGGAGAUGAUGGCCAUUUCUCCCCAUCCUUAGCUUUUAGGAGUUGAGAGUUGAAGCGAUCCUGGAAAAGAACCAUCUGUUGAAGUGAUCCAGAAAAAGAACCUUCUAGAAGCAGAUGAAGCUACUGAAGUGUGUAACUUUGAUUUCUUCUCCUGGAAAACUGUGCUUAGUUCAUCUGACGUGUUGAUGGAAUGCAGAAGGGUUCCAAUGCUAGGAACUUCUCUCUUUUAUUUUGUAGAGACUUACGCCGCGGUGCCUUCCUACCUAGAAGUGCCCCCUGCCCCGCUCAGCUGUGAGUAUAUUGAAUUCGGGAUGCCCUCGGUAAAGCAUUUGAGGACCUCCCAGGAGACUUGGUCAUAGUGAAUGAUCUUAUUGUUGGGCUAUUUCUGGAUCAAUACCUUUGUACACGGAACAAGCUGCUUUUAGCUUUGUCCUACUACCAAGGACACUGCUACUGCCACAGCAUAAUCAUGUAGUUGUGAGUGACCUCAAGGGCAGAAUUUCCUGUUUUGAUAAUGGAAAUUAGAACAAUGAACUUCACAGGGGAAUAAAUGUUAAUGAUUGCUGUGACUUCCAUUGAGGAAGAGGAAAAUA
This is a messenger RNA of Mustela erminea (ermine), 2694 nucleotides long. RefSeq names its product nicotinamide nucleotide adenylyltransferase 1 (gene NMNAT1). NCBI's taxonomy places the organism in Eukaryota, Metazoa, Chordata, Mammalia, Carnivora, Mustelidae. Gene Ontology annotation, molecular function: nicotinate-nucleotide adenylyltransferase activity; nicotinamide-nucleotide adenylyltransferase activity. Gene Ontology annotation, biological process: NAD+ biosynthetic process. The record is from RefSeq and is a predicted model, not a curated record.